AUGGCGAGCCGCGGCGGGGCCGGGCAGGGGCUGCCCGAGGCGCGAUGCAGCAUCGGCCCCGCUGGUGGCGUCGCGGUCCCCCUGCAGCGCAAGGGCGCCCUGGUGCCCCUGGAGCCGGCGCUGCUGUGGAAGGUGUUGCGGCCUGGCUUCUGUGGCGUUGUGCGGCUCCUGGACUGGUUCGAGGUGCCCGAGGGCUUCGCGCUGCUCAUGGAGUGUCCGGAGCACUGUCAGGACCUCUGGUACUUCCUGCACAAGCAGCGGUUCCUGACGGAGCCCGUGGCGCAGGGGCUGUUCCGCCAGGUGCUGGAGGCCGUGCGACGCUGCAGCAGCCGGGGUGUCCUGCGCCACCACAUCAAGGCCGAGAACAUCCUCGUCAACCUGGCCACGGGCAAGGCGAAGCCCAUCGACUUCGGGUGUGGCACCAUCCUCUACACACAUUCUACACCCGGAUGUCAGGGCAGGGGCUGGCUGUUCUGGAACGGGAGCUGGCUGGGAGGGAUGGAGCAGCAUGGGCCUGAUGAGCUGCGCCUGUGUCCCGUAGGAAUGCUGGAGUACAGCCCACCGGAGUGGAUCCUCUUUGGCUGCUACCAUGGCCAGCCAGCCACCAUCUGGUCCCUGGGCAUCCUGCUCCAUGAGCUGGUCUGUGGGCACCUUCCUUUCCACACCAACAAGGACAUCGUCCAGGGCCAGCUCUUCUUCCUGCCCUGGAUGUCUCAAGAGUGCCAGCACAUCAUCAGGUGGUGUUUAUGCAUGGACCCCACAGACAGGCCAUCACUGGAAGACUUUUUGAGCAUUCUUGGCUACAGGAGCCCUGCCUGGCCCAGGAGGCAGCAGAGAUGCAUCCCUGUGCACAGUAGGAUCCAGGAGCCAGCAAGUAGCAGCGGCACAUGUUUCGUGGAGCUGGAAGAAAACCCUGGAGCGUUUCCCUGCAGCCGCGGCAUGGAGGAGAGAGCGCAGUCGAGGAGAUGCUUCCGCUGGUCCCCGUGA
Molecule: messenger RNA, 987 nt
Organism: Zonotrichia leucophrys gambelii
Lineage: Eukaryota; Metazoa; Chordata; Aves; Passeriformes; Passerellidae
Product: serine/threonine-protein kinase pim-1-like
Exons: 3
Coding region: 1-987 (328 amino acids)
Biological process (GO): regulation of mitotic cell cycle; protein autophosphorylation; negative regulation of apoptotic process
Cellular component (GO): cytoplasm
Molecular function (GO): ATP binding; protein serine/threonine kinase activity
Source: RefSeq, a predicted model, not a curated record